Molecule: messenger RNA, 946 nt
Organism: Pantherophis guttatus
Lineage: Eukaryota; Metazoa; Chordata; Lepidosauria; Squamata; Colubridae
Gene: RPS2
Product: ribosomal protein S2
Biological process (GO): translation
Cellular component (GO): ribosome; cytosolic small ribosomal subunit
Molecular function (GO): RNA binding; structural constituent of ribosome
Source: RefSeq, a predicted model, not a curated record
CAAAUGGCGGAUGACGCCGGUGCUGCGGGAGGGGCAGGAGGAGGAGGAGCAGGAGGAGGAGGAGGAGCUGCUGCCGCCGCCGCCAGAGGAGGCUUCCGAGGUGGCUUCGGCAGUGGAGGCCGGGGCCGUGGAAGAGGUCGGGGCCGUGGUCGGGGCCGUGGUCGCGGGGCUCGAGGCAAAGCUGAGGACAAAGAAUGGAUGCCUGUGACGAAACUAGGCCGACUGGUAAAGGACAUGAAGAUCAAAUCUCUGGAAGAGAUCUACCUUUUCUCUCUUCCAAUCAAGGAGUCUGAAAUCAUUGACUUCUUCCUGGGUUCCUCGCUGAAGGAUGAGGUUUUGAAAAUCAUGCCAGUGCAGAAGCAAACACGGGCAGGCCAGCGCACCAGGUUCAAGGCCUUUGUUGCAAUUGGGGAUUACAAUGGUCAUGUUGGUCUCGGGGUCAAGUGCUCUAAAGAAGUUGCCACGGCCAUUCGUGGGGCCAUCAUCCUGGCGAAACUCUCCAUCGUGCCAGUGAGGCGAGGCUAUUGGGGAAACAAGAUUGGCAAGCCUCACACUGUGCCGUGCAAGGUGACAGGCCGGUGUGGGUCCGUCCUGGUUCGCCUCAUUCCUGCCCCACGUGGCACAGGGAUUGUGUCUGCCCCCGUUCCCAAGAAGCUCCUGAUGAUGGCGGGAAUCGAUGACUGCUACACCUCAGCCAGGGGCUGCACUGCUACCUUGGGGAAUUUUGCUAAAGCCACCUUUGAUGCUAUCUCCAAGACCUACAGUUAUCUGACCCCUGAUCUCUGGAAAGAAACUGUCUUCACUAAAUCUCCUUAUCAGGAGUUCACUGAUCAUCUGGCGAAGACACACACCACCAGAGUGUCUGUGCAAAGAACUCAGGCAGCUGCUGUGGCAACCACCUAAAAGAUCCUGUACAUGAUCAAUAAAGUAAUCCUUACGUUUUAAA